CGAGAGAAAAAUCUGAGAAUCGAACUUGGUGAGUUCUAACAGAAAGCUACUGUGGAACAAAUCACAUCAAUCCACUAUAUCUGCUGCUGUUCAGAAACAAAAGAAGUUGUCUGCUCACACCUGCAAUAUGUCUGAGUUGGUCCAUGCUCUUUCUGGUGCUUCUGGUGCCACUGUUUCUCUCUUGUUAACCUAUCCAUUAACCACCAUUGCUACAAAGUCUCAGGUCAAAAGUGAUUUGUCUUCACCAACACAAAAAAGAAUUGUUAAAAUAAUCAGAUCAAUAAUUAUUAGAGAUGGGUAUAAAGGGUUUUUCAAUGGGCUUGAGUCUGCUAUUUAUGGUGUGGCAUUGACUAAUUUCAUUUAUUAUUUGUUUUAUGAGUAUAUUAGCCGAUUUUUAUUAAAUAAUAGAGAGGUUUUCAAAUCUCCAUUUAAAUUGACCAAACUACUUAAAUUAUCAUUUAAAAACAAAAAUGUUUUAUCUACUAUGGUUGGAUUAACUACAGUUGAGUCUAUAUUGAGUGGAUUAAUAUCUGGAUGUAUUAAUGUAGUCUUGACUAAUCCAAUUUGGGUUGUUAAUACUAGAAUGACAGUCUCUAAAUCUAAUAAAUCAUUUUUACACCAUUUGGUUAGUAUCAUUAAAAAGGAACGAAUUUCCAAUUUAUUUAAUGGUUUGAUGCCUUCAUUAAUAUUGGUUUUAAAUCCAAUUAUCCAAUAUACUAUAUACGAACAGUUUAAGAAUUUUUUAAUUAAAGUUAGAUCGAAUAAGAAUAAAAAAGCCAAUCAAUUUAGCUCAUUAGAUGCAUUUUUUAUUGGGGCGAUAGGUAAACUAGUUGCUACCACAUUGACAUAUCCAUAUAUAACUUUAAAGACAAGAAGUCAUUUAAAUGAUGAAAAAUUGGGUGAAAAUGAUGAAAAUGAAGGUAAUAAUAACAAUAAUAACAAUAAUGAUAAUAAAAAGAAGAAUAAGAAUAUGAUUGAGAUGAUUAAAGAAAUUUAUGAAAAAGAAGGAAUAUUAUCAUUUUAUAAUGGAAUUUCAGUUAAAUUAUUUCAAUCGAUUUUAAAUGCAGCAUUUUUGUUUUAUUUCAAACAAGAAUUUGUUAAUUUGUCAAUAUUUAUGAUUAGUAUUGUUAAGAAGUAUCAGAAAAAAAGGUCAAAAAGAUAAUAACAAUUGAAUAAUAAUUAAAUAAUUAAAUAAUUAAAUAAUUACUUAUAAUAAAAUUUUAAUUUAUCAUAAGUUAGAAA
Ascoidea rubescens DSM 1968 is the source of this 1242-nucleotide messenger RNA. Its product is annotated as mitochondrial carrier. The record is from RefSeq and is a predicted model, not a curated record. The transcript has a single exon. The annotation marks the transcript as partial. Gene Ontology annotation, molecular function: ADP transmembrane transporter activity; AMP transmembrane transporter activity; ATP transmembrane transporter activity. NCBI's taxonomy places the organism in Eukaryota, Fungi, Ascomycota, Saccharomycetes, Ascoideales, Ascoideaceae. Gene Ontology annotation, cellular component: peroxisomal membrane.